AUGACUUUGUUGUUAUUCAGCUUUUCAUUCUCCUUGAUGACUAUUAUUUCUACCGCUAUGGCAAUGUCUACCUCAAUGGCUUCGUCAACAGCUUUUUAUGAAAUGCCACUGGCCCAGAGUCUAACAUUUAAUCAAAAAGUAGCUAUUAGUUACAUGGCUAUCAUCGAUGUUAUUAUCAUCUCUUCCAACAUCUACAGCAGCUACCAAUACUGGAUGGAAUUACAAAAUUCUGUGGGACAAGAAGAAGUCACCAAUACUUGCUUAAUAACUAGAAAGAUUAGCAGGCAAUGUUUAAUAGCAGGAUGUAUCGGUUUGAUACAUUAUUAUUUAAAUUUAAUUUUUGGCAGGCAGCUAUCCAAUACCUAUCUUGGUACCAAUAUGUUAGUUUUAGGUAAUAUCGGGAUAAUCUGCCAGCGCAGCUGUAAUUUAUCGUUUACGGCUAUCGUUUCCUUUAUAUUUGGUUGUCAACAAGCUAGAAAUUCAUCUGAAAAAUUAAUAAUAAAUUAUUUAAUUGCUACCUCAGUAGGAUUGUUUAUAUCUGUUACUAUUAUUAUGAUCAAGUCUAAUAUUCUUCAAACACCUCCAAUAGAGAUUGAAGCAAUUCGAAAACGUAGAGGCUAA
This is a messenger RNA of Trichoplax adhaerens, 621 nucleotides long. RefSeq lists its product as uncharacterized. The transcript is spliced from 6 exons. The coding region runs from base 1 to 621 and encodes 206 amino acids. The record is from RefSeq and is a predicted model, not a curated record. NCBI's taxonomy places the organism in Eukaryota, Metazoa, Placozoa, Uniplacotomia, Trichoplacea, Trichoplacidae.